Cherax quadricarinatus is the source of this 2665-nucleotide messenger RNA. Its product is annotated as GATOR1 complex protein NPRL3. The record is from RefSeq and is a predicted model, not a curated record. NCBI's taxonomy places the organism in Eukaryota, Metazoa, Arthropoda, Malacostraca, Decapoda, Parastacidae. Gene Ontology annotation, cellular component: GATOR1 complex. Gene Ontology annotation, biological process: TORC1 signaling; cellular response to amino acid starvation; positive regulation of autophagy.
UUAUUGUACCUACUACAUUGUAUCAUGGUUCUCGCUGCGUCCUGGUCUUCCUUGAUGUAAUCCCCUCGUAUUUUGGGGAGAAGCUAUAUUUUCCCUGACUCUUAGGAGGCUGGGUUUAAAUACCGUAGUAAAGUUUUACUACUACAACAUGGAUGUCAACCCUCUGUGUGUUAUAUUGGUCAAGAAUGGCAGUAGGGGAGACAGGUUGCUUUUUCGUUAUCCAUACUCUGUUGAUACAAAAAUGGAGACAAAAGCUACAAAUAGACGAUCUAACCCAUAUUCAGUGAUCAAUGAUGUGAACAAACUUACAUCUCUAAUAGCCCACACAUCAAACAUCUCCAAUGGCAAACUUGUUGGCUUUAGUGAUAAGAUUAUGUCGAAUCUUUUUGCUGUGAAAAGUGAAUUGUGCGAUAGUAAAUUUGAAUUGAAAGUUAAUGAUGUGAGAUUCGUUGGACACCCUGUACGCCUCGACCCCUCUACAACACAUAGUCGUCCACAAGACAAGCGCAAGUCAUCAACAAUCAUUCUUUUCAAUAUUGUCUUUGCAUUAAAGGCAACUUUAAACCAUGAUGUUGUGAAUUGCUACCAUGAUCUGAGUAUGAGGCUUGGGUUGGCUCUGCGUCAUGAAGAGUACCGCUGCCAAUUUCUCUCAUCUGAAGCUAAGAUUAUGCUUGCAGCUCAUGAUGAGGCUUCCCAGCUGCCAGAGGAUGGUCAAGUCUCACCAUUUCAGCUAAUCUUGGACCGAAGCCUGCUUGCUCGGCACCUCAGGCAAGUUUAUGAAGAGUUGUGUGGAUCAGGUAUUGUUCAACUUCGACUCAACAAAUGGAUAGAAGUUAGCUUUUGUUUGCCACAGAAAGUUCAUCACAGUUUAGCAACUGGUCGUCCAGUUGAUUGUGAAGGGCUUCUUCGAGGGCUAAAAACCUUGAAGCCAUACCACAUAUUGCUUCUUUUGGUGGAGCGGUCAGAACUCCUACAUACAUUGUCACCAGAUGCGUCACAAGCUCUCUGGCGAUUACUUCAUGUAGAAGAGUCACAUCUAACUCCCUUCUUCACAUUAGCUGCUGAUGCUGACCUUACUCUAACUCAGGUUUUAAUGCUAGUGGGUCACCUAGUGUACUGGGGCAAGGCUACUAUCAUAUACCCUGUCUGCAGUACCAACAUGUACGCUCUAUCUCCAAAUGCUCCCACCAUUUUAAAUAGCCAACUAUCUGAGAGCUUUAGUCAGCAAUUUCCGGGUUCCUCUCUCCUUGGUGUUAUGGCAGAGUUUUCUCUACCAACAUCUCUCAGUGAUAAAUGUUAUCCCAUAACUUCACCUCAUCAGCAGCAAGAACAAGUGCAGCAGGUAUUAUGGCUGUUGAAACAUGGUCUACUGCAGCAACUGCAUACUUACGUCUAUCUAUCUCCUCCAAUGUCUUAUGAUUGUGAUGGAGUGAGAGCAGGGGGGCGAGAGCUUGGAGCAGGCCAAACAGGAAGCCAUGGGACCAGUUCUCCAGCUAGUACUAGCAUUCCAACACCAACUGUCCAUGAGCCACCACCUCUCUCCAAUGAAACCUCAUAUCUUGCACCACACCCUCAGUCUAAUCAUCAUCCAGACAUAACUCGUGAUGCUCUCCAUCAUGCAGUAGUGCAACUUAGCCAGCCAGCUUCUGAGAGUGAUUUGGGUUCAGUAUGUAGCGAUGAGAGGAGCCCUAGUCCAGGAAUAAACAUUGGCACCACACCAGAGGAUUCAGUUCACCAUUGUCUGGAUGCUGUAUUAUCUCCUGCAGAAAAAGAGAUGGUGAUGAAAGUGGAAGCAGCACGCAACCCAGAAGAUCUCAAACUUUUCUCAAAAUUGUGUGUUUACUUCCGAGGUCAUCACCAUCUUGAAGAGAUGAUGUACAGAGUUAAUCUAAGAAGAUCAACUCUGCUUCAACUUAUCGACAAGUUCCGCCAGGUGCUUAUAACUUGUCAGCAUCCAGAUGACUCUACUACAUUAUCCUCUCAUGCUAAGUGAUAUUGUGCAAGUCUAGCAUGAGAUUUCAGUUAUUGUAAAUAAAAUGAUGUUGUCAUAAGACAUGUGCUUAGAGAAUUAUAUUUUUUAAUAUUUAUUUUUUCAAUUAUUUAAAUGUUUCUGACCUGCACUCAUGACAAUAAUAAAGUAUUCUGUGAGUAGACCAUGCAUUCAGAGUAUUAAAUGCUUUUAUCACUGCUGCUGCAACUUUUAUGGAUUGUUUAUUUCAGCAGUUGCACUGAACUUUAAAAGCAUAUGGAAAUUCAAUCUAAUAUGCAUGACAUAUUCAGUUUCUAUAAUAUGUACAUUUCCUGGCGGAUUCUCUCCCACUUCAUGAAAGUGUAAAAAGUAAUGAUAAUGAAUAAAGAUUUGAUUGCUUAGUAUAUUUGAGGUGAUAAUUCGGGUUAGGUAGCAUUCAAUAUUCUGAUUCAAAAAUACUGAGCUAUAUUAUACAGAAGAUACAAAGUUGCUAUUUGACAUAAAACUAAAUAAUAUAAACAUACCAUCUUCAAAAAAAAUGAGUGUGAAUGCUCAGAUAAGAAUUCAUCAUCAUACGAGCAGUGGCUCGUACGUUGGAUUGCGUGCAGCCAGCAGUAACAGCCUGGUUGAUCAGGCUCUGAUCCACCAUGAGGCCUGGUCACAGACCAGGCCGCGGGGGCGUUGACCCCCUGAACU